Messenger RNA from Prorocentrum cordatum, 699 nucleotides. Lineage: Eukaryota; Dinophyceae; Prorocentrales; Prorocentraceae. The record is from the annotation of a GenBank genome assembly.
AUGGACCACAUCCACGUCACGCGCGUUAACGACUUCGAGCUUGUGGGCGAUAACAGCUGCACCGGCGCGGUCUGCUCCGACAGCAUGUCCGCGGCCUUCCACCCCUUCAAGGACGUGAAGACCUGGGUCGACUGCCUGGACGACGCGCUGCAGACCAAGCGUCCCAUCAAGUACAAGUACGUCGACGCCAUCAGCGUCCAGAAGGCGAACUCCAUGGGGAACAACUCCACCGACGCCGUCGACGACAACAUGGAUCUAGAUGGCAUCGACGCCGACGCCGGGGAAGGCUGGUGCUGCAGCUUCGCCACGGACCCCGACGACCAGUGCGGCACGUGCCAGGGGAAAUUCGACGACGACAAUUGGUGCGCCACGUCCCAGACGGAGUGCGAGGCCUGCCAGAAGAGCUGGUGCCACGAUUCUGAUACCGAGACGACGACCAAGAAGAAGAGAAAGGCCAAGACCUCCACGCCUACGCCGAAGACGACGACGGCCGCGCCCGAGGCGACGACUACGACUGCAACGCCUUCAGCGUCGUCGCCCCCACCGAAGCCCCCGCCAGUGAACGUCGACGGCGAUGAUGCCAGUGAUUUGGCCAAGGAGGUGGUCAACAAGUACGAGAAGUUCCGGUCUCUGGGGCCGCAACAUGCCGAGCAGCACGACGUGAAGUCCCUCGACAGCGCCGACGGCGUGAGAGGCUAG